UUGCAGCACGAUAGCAAGCCUGUACGAGUAGCUGGGCCGUUUGACUAUGGCUUCUCUGUUGUAUACAAGCGAAUUAACUUAAUUUUAGCGAAUAAGUUACUCUAAGUGACCACUACAAUAGUUCGAUGGCAGACUGCAAGCUUGCGACAAGUUCAAGCAGUCAUUUAAAAACAACCACUCCAACAUCAUCAAACUCGUCGGUCUGAAGCCUAACUUAUCACAGACAUGGCAAGAAUCGCCGAAGAUGACAUUUUGGACGACGACAUUCAGGGAAAGGAUGACUAUGAGCUUGACCUUGCUGACGAGGAUGCAUUACUUGGUUUGGAUGAGGACGAAGCACACUCAUCUGGUGGUUCACGUGAUCACGCAGCAGAAAAUGUGUCCAACAUACAGUAUGUGGAUGAGGAAGGAAACCCUGUGGCAGUCCAUGAUGGUGACAGCCUUGAAAUAGUAGACGAGUACAGCUACAGUGAAGAAAGAACCAACGAUGAUGGAGAUGUGCUGGACGUUGACAUAGACCCAGACUUUGAUUCCCUGAUACAAGAUAAUGAAGAUCUUGAGAGUGUAUCAAGUCUGCAGCCCCGUUCCCAGCGACUUCGUCCCCCAAACCGGCCACAGAAGGCAGCCCAGACUGCAGCGCCAGCUCCCAAUGAGAAAACAGAGGAGCCCAUACCAUCACUGGUCAGUGAGCCAGCCCCUUCUCCAAGUCUGUCCUGUGCCGAGUCUGUUGAGAGGGAGUCCCUCAGACGUCUAGAAGACGAAGAGGAAGAGGAGGAGGAAGGGGGACGCAGAGGCCGCUUCCAGACUGAGAGGCGUGCAGGCACCGUGAUCGCCACUGUGUCAUCAAAGCGGCGGCAGGCCAUACCCGAUUCCCUAGAUGCAGUCAUCAGUCAGGAGGACGCUGCCAAGAUUGAUGCCUACCUUAGUCGUGAAGAUGAUAGACGGCAACCCAACCGGCGUGGACGGGGCCGUGGUGGCAACUUUAGAGGCCACAAUAACAAGAGAGGAGGUAAUGGAACUCCGAGAGGCGGCGGGCCUCCACGAGGCGGCGGGCCUCCACGAGGCGGCGGGGCUCCACGAGGCGGCGGGGCUCCACGGGGUGGCUAUCGUGGUGCUGCACAACAUAUCGAGCCAUGGGUGGCACCGCCCUUUGCCAUGCACACUCCAGGCCUCGUGCGAUUUGGGACACAAUCUCCACCCCAGCGAGCUUUUCACCCGGGAAAUGUGGCCAGUGCAGAGGGGCCACGGGGCAAGAUCUUUGUGAACCCUCAGUUCCGCAACGGUGCCGCUGGACUGGGACCUGGUGGGCAGAAUGAAGGAGCACACCUGGGCAUUCAGCCCUUUCAGAAUACACGGGGACCACCCCUUUUCGGGAACCAGCAGCCGGAGCCUUUCCUGCGACCCCCAUUUGUGUCACAGGGAGGGCCACCUCUUGUGCUGCGCACGGAGCCCUUUGUGUCGGCCGCCCUGCUCCAUCCAUCGCAGCAGCCACCACCUACACAUGUAGCCCGACCAAACCUGCCGCCCCAGCACUUCCCUCCUGCCCUGGAUCACUUCAUGAUAGCUGGACAGUCAGGUGGCUUUGAGGUGUCGGCUCAAGGCCCAAGGUCCUCUGAGUUUGGUGGACCACAGCCCCCUAUGGGAUCUGAUGCAUUUCGGCAGACUCAGCCCUUGGACCCCUGGCGUUCCCCACCCACAGGCAGGACUCCUCCAGAUACUGUGCAACAAAACAAAUUACCUAUACGACCACAGCAGCAACCGCAUCAGCCUCAGCACCCGCAGCAGCAGUACCAUCAGCAACAGCAGCCACACCUUCACGGCCAAUUUGGAAACAUGUUUACCCCCGGGGCCCCCAUGCAUCACCAGCAGCAACAGCAGCAGCAGCACCAUCAGCAGCAACAGCAACACCAUCAACAGCAACACCAUCAACAGCCACAACACAAUCAACAGCUGCAGCACCAUCAACAGCCGCAGCAGCAGCCAGGUUCUCCACUGGGCAGCAGAGGCCACCCAUUCCAGACCAGUCCAGCAUACCAAGGCGGGCCCUUGCCAAGGGUGGCUGGAGGUCCACCCCAUAUGGCACACCAUCCGCAGGGACCAAACAUCUUGGAGCAGCAACAGCAUCGGCAGUUCCACCAGCCUCCGCCACCACAGAGCUCUGCUGCAGGAGGUCCGUUUCCUCCCAUGCAAGGGGGAGGCCCGCCACGCUAUACAGGUCCAGUGCAGGCAAGCACAGGCUUUGGUGUGCCACCUCGGUUUCAGCAGCCACCACCACGUGAGCCCUUCGGAAAGAGGCCUGCCCCUGCCCCACCUGUGGCUGUGCCACCCAAGGCAGCCCGUCUAGAAGCUCCACGCAUGCCUCGAAAGCCAAGCCAGGGUCCACCUGCCCGCACGGUGAACAAUGCCAACAUCAAAGAAGUGCCAAUCUUGGAUUUCCUGCCACCACCUGAACCCGAGAAGGCCACACUGCCUCCAGCAAUUGAAGAGGACGCAGCUACCCAAGAGCUUCGGCGGAAAAUUGAAGAGCAGAAGAAGCUGCGAGAGCAGGUGAUGCGUAUCAAGGAAGAACGUCGCAAGCUUGCUGCCAUGCAGCGACAGAAGAACUUAUUAGAGCAGCAGCUGCAGUCCACUGCACAACCACCAGUUGCCAGCACAGCACCCAGUGCUGCUGCAGGCACCUCAGCAGAGAAGCCACAGGCAGCUGCAGCCAGUGCAGGAGGAAGUGUGAAGCAGCGACUGGGCAUAAGGCCGGCGGCACCAGCUCCUGCACAGCAAGCCGAGUCUGCUCCUGUUUUAAAGAAGGUGGUCAUCGUGAGGCGAGCUGGACAGCAGCAGCAGCAGCAGCAGCAGCAGCAGCAGCAGCCACAAGUGCCUGGAGCAGCAAUGGCACCUCGAGCUCUUGGCCCUGCCAACCAAAUGAACACAGAGAUGGCGCCUCCACGUGGUAUGGGAAGUCUACGAGGCCGAGGCGCUGCAACCGUAGCCAGCCGGCUCGGCCCUGUGCGCACAGCAGGCCUGGCUGCAACUGGUACUGCCGGUGCACCAAGGAAGGUCAUCCGCAUUGUGUCCAACAAUGGAAGGCUGCAGGCAGUGAAUGCUGCAGGAGCAGCGGGAAUGAUGCCACCACGCCUGAUGGCUCCUGGUGUGCCAGCAGUGCGGCCCCAGGCACCUGGCGCUGUGGGGAUGCAUCCGCCAGCUAGGCUCCCAAACGCAGCAGCUGUUGGAAGAGUGCUGGUGUCAAACCUGUCGGCAUCCACAAAUGAGAACUCACUACGCCACCUUGGCCGUUCUUGUGGAGUUGUUACUGAGAUUAUUCUUGACAAGAACCAGCGUCAGGCAGUUGUCAAGUUUAGAGAACAUCAACAAGCCGUGCAAUUUCAGAAGAAAUAUCAAAGGCACAUGCUAGACCUGUCUAUGAUUCAAGUCAGCCUGCUUCCACCGUGAGGGUGGGAACAGCACUUCUGCACUUGAGGCAGAGCCACAGCAAGGAAGGAGCUGGGAUCCAAAGCCCCAGGCCACGUCCUGAGGAUGCCACCACUACAGCCUGCCACCACCAGGAUCAGUCGUUGGCACCUCUUCAAUGGUCACGACUCCCCCAGGAAAGUCCUCACUACCCGCCACAGGCUGUUGUUUGCUGCUUGCAAGCUGCAGGCUAGCAGGGCCUCUGCACCUUCUCUAGACUCUGCAAUGCACUUGCCAAUUGUGUUAUGCUCUCACUGUAAUGCUUCACUUAGCUACCAAAGGUGCAUUGCUAAUGUUAAGAGUCUUUCUGGGAGGUGGAGCUACUUGACACAGUUUGUACCUUUCUUCCUGGACUUGCACAACUGUGUUGAAGAUGAACGAGUUGUCAGGAACAGUUCGGCACUGGAACAGAAAAUGUGUGUGCGCGUGCGUGUGUGAACUGCCCGUCCCAUCUUUUUUUAUGCGGGAUUUGCCUGUGGACCAUCACUUUUAAUAUGGACAGGCGUUAUCCAAAGACAUUCAAGUUUGUGCGACUGAACUUCAAGUGUGCUGCUUACGUGAGGCACCAGACAGUUAGAUGCGGAAGGGUGAUCACACGUAGGUGAAUGUCCCGUUGGUUGAAGGUUUUGCAGGAAGGCUUCAAGUUUCCAAGAAACUUGGUCAUUUUUGCGCUGUACAGGAUUCAUUCAGUGCCGAGGAUUUUGUGGAGACUUUAGAACUUCGAAGAAGCAUCCAUUGAAGACUUCUUGAGGCUUUUUCUUUUGGCGACUUUCGGGAAACAUUGCCCUUUGGUCUUUUAAAGCUCGGCUUACUUCAGUAUGCAUCUAGUUCACCAAGACGUGAGAAUAAAAAAAGCAAAAGCUCCAACAAAGGAAUAUUUUUUUUAUGAGCUGUAGGCUGAGGUUUUUCUGCAUUAGAGGAUGGCGCUUAGGGGAAGUUUUUCUUCUCAGAAUUGGGCUAGCUAUUGGAAACUGAUUUCUUGAAGGAUAUGUGCACAUCUGUCCUUUCUUAAGCUCUGAGAUGGUAUGUUUCUUAAGCUGCUGCUAUGUUAGUAAUACACUUUUAUGACCCACCAAUGCUGGUAAAUGUUUAACGUAAGGUAGGACCUUGGAAAUAUGUCGUUUUCAAAAACCUUAUCUGCACUGCUGCCAGCCACUAGGUUCCAAAGUCAUAGUUGUAUAACACUGCUGGACUUCAGUUAUCUCUCUUUCGGUGCUUGUGGGAAUAAAUGGUAGUUUGCGAGCAACCGCUAUUGUAUCGCUUACACAGCAUUCCGUGCAGGUUGUCUUUCAGUGAUACUUUUCUUGGGUGUCAAAGGACAGGUAUCUCUCGCCUGCACACACCUCUGGCCUUUUGUUUGAAGGUUCUUCUUGGUCCAUUUCCAGCAAUUUAGAAAGAAUUGUAUGUGUUCUUGGAUGGUAACUCUAUUGGAGCAUUCUGCAUGCAUUUUUUGCUGCAGUUAUUAGCUUCUGUUGAGUGGCUUUCUUAUCUUGCUACCUGAGAAACCAAAAUAUAAUUGAAAGCAUGCUUGUUGGGCGUUAGUCAUUUCGUAUUUCUUCCUUGUACAAGUGUGCAUGUGUGGGUGGAAAGUCCUAAAACCAGGAAUUUCAGACAGAAGGGGGACAGUUGCAAAUUCCUGCACCUACUGCCUGAUGGUUCUCACCAUGAUAUGUGUUGCCUGUAAGAUUUCGCAAGCAGGAUAAGUAUCUGUGAAGCUUUAGAAGUAAUUAAUUGCAUUAAGACUUGCCUAGCAUGGGAAAAUGCACAACUACAGUGGAACCUUGUUAAAGUGCGCUUGAGCCAUAGUUUCAUAUUACAUGUUCGAAAUCUGAUUUGGCCACUCGCUACGAAAUCCUAUUUAGAUACCUUUUGCAGCCAUAGGUGUGUUAUACUGCACCUGACAUGCAACAACAGCUGUUCCGGUUAGAUAUCGGGAAGCACGUGAUAUGAGCGCGCGCUUUGCCUGUGCUGAUUUCUUUGUAUUUGUUGCAUCACCUUUCAGGAACUCUUUAAACUAUUCAUGAUUGCACUUCAUAGUCUCUGGAUACUAGGCUGGCACUUUUCUAGCCUCUGUCUUGAAGGAAUGUGUGCACACUUUUUGUGGUGUGAAACACUGAGAUGUAGACCACGUUUUCUCCGCAUUGCUUUAGUCAAUCUUAAGGUGAAUUUAGGGCCGAGGAGGAACAUAUUUCACUUUCAGACAACAGGCAAACGUCCUAAGAUGAGAGCACUGCGUAUGUUUGUAUACAUAAAUGCUCUUUUUCAAUGGAGUCCACAAUGCGCAGAAUAGUUCCCAAGUGGAACGGCAGCAUGUAGGUCAUGACUGCAAAGGGUUAAACCUCGUGCAUUUAAUUCUCGCUCAUAUAAUCGCGGCAUAUCACAAACAUGGCGGUGAAUUACAUACUCAUUUCAUUC
Molecule: messenger RNA, 5877 nt
Organism: Dermacentor silvarum
Lineage: Eukaryota; Metazoa; Arthropoda; Arachnida; Ixodida; Ixodidae
Product: RNA-binding protein 33
Exons: 20
Coding region: 226-3444 (1072 amino acids)
Molecular function (GO): RNA binding
Source: RefSeq, a predicted model, not a curated record